Oncorhynchus masou masou (cherry salmon) is the source of this 2535-nucleotide messenger RNA. RefSeq lists its product as uncharacterized. The transcript has 6 exons. NCBI's taxonomy places the organism in Eukaryota, Metazoa, Chordata, Actinopteri, Salmoniformes, Salmonidae. The record is from RefSeq and is a predicted model, not a curated record. Bases 1 to 2535 code for a protein of 844 amino acids.
AUGUCUGCAGCACCCGGCCGCACCCCACUGGAAUCCGAAGUCAAAUGUCUGCUGUUUGCUGAUGAUCUGGAUCAGUGGAGCCUGACUCUCUCUGUCCCUGCAGUGUCCAGAUCCCGGCUCAGCACUGCUCCAGGUCCCAGCUGUCAUCACCCUGCGACCCUGCCCUCUGCAGCCAGCAGUGAUGUCAUCACCCUGCAUCCCCUGCCCUCUGCAGCCAGCAGUGAUGUCAUCACCCUGCAUCCCCUGCCCUCUGCAGCCAGCAGUGAUGUCAUCACCCUGCAUCCCCUGCCCUCUGCAGCCAGCUGUGAUGUCAUCACCCUGCAUCCCCUGCCCCCUGCAGCCAGCUGUGAUCCCCCACCAAUCACCACCCUCACUGCUGCAGCCCCACCACUCACCACCAUCACUGCUUCAGCCCCCACCAAUCACCACCCUCACUGCUGCAGCCCUCACCACUCACCACCCUCACUGCUGCAGCCCUCACCACUCACCACCCUCACUGCUGCAGUCCCCACCAAUCACCACCCUCACUGCUGCAGCCCCCACCACUCACCACCAUCACUGCUGCAGCCCCCACCACUCACCACCCUCACUGCUGCAGCCCUCACCACUCACCACCCUCACUGCUUCAGCCCCCACCACUCACCACCCUCACUGCUGCAGCCCCCACCACUCACCACCAUCACUGCUUCAGCCCCCAAGACUCACGACCAUCACUGCUUCAGCCCCCACCACUCACUACCAUCACUGCUUCAGCCCCCACCACUCACCACCCUCACUGCUUCAGCCCCCACCACUCACCACCCUCACUGCUUCAGCCCUCACCACUCACCACCAUCACUGCUUCAGCCCCCACCACUCACCACCCUCACUGCUGUAGCCCCCACCACCCUCCACCCUCACUGCUUCAGCCCCCACCACUCACCACCAUCACUGCUUCAGCCCCCACCACUCACCACCCUCACUGCUGUAGCCCCCACCAAUCACCACCCUCACUGCUUCAGCCCCCACCACUCACCACCCUCACUGCUUCAGCCCUCACCACCCUCACUGCUCCCCCACCACUCACCACCCUCACUGCUUCAGCCCUCACCACCCUCACUGCUUCAGCCCCCACCAAUCACCACCAUCACUGCUGCAGCCCUCACCAAUCACCACCCUCACUGCUGUAGCCCCCACCACUCACCACCCUCACUGCUGCAGCCCCCACCACUCACCACCAUCACUGCUUCAGCCCCCACCACUCACCACCAUCACUGCUUCAGCCCCCACCACUCACUACCAUCACUGCUUCAGCCCCCACCACUCACCACCCUCACUGCUUCAGCCCCCACCACUCACCACCCUCACUGCUUCAGCCCCCACCACUCACCACCAUCACUGCUUCAGCCCCCACCACUCACCACCCUCACUGCUGUAGCCCCCACCACCCUCCACCCUCCACCCUCACUGCUUCAGCCCCCACCACUCACCACCAUCACUGCUUCAGCCCCCACCACUCACCACCCUCACUGCUGUAGCCCCCACCAAUCACCACCCUCACUGCUUCAGCCCCCACCACUCACCACCCACACUGCUGCAGCCCCCACCACUCACCACCCUCACUGCUGUAGCGCCCACCACUCACCACCCUCACUGCUUCAGCCCUCACCACCCUCACUGCUCCCCCACCACUCACCACCCUCACUGCUUCAGCCCCCACCAAUCACCACCAUCACUGCUGCAGCCCUCACCACUCACCACCCUCACUGCUGUAGCCCCCACCACUCACCACCCUCACUGCUUCAGCCCUCACCACUCACCACCCUCACUGCUGUAGCCACCACCACUCACCACCCUCACUGCUUCAGCCCCCACCACACUCCCCCUCACUGCUUCAGCCCCCACCGUCACUGCUUCAGCCCCCACCACUCUCCACCCUCACUGCUUCAGCCCUCACCACUCUCCCCCUCACUGCUGCAGCCCCCACCACUCACCACCAUCACUGCUUCAGCCCCCACCACUCACCACCUUCACUGCUUCAGCCCUCACCACUCACCACCCUCCACCGUCACUGCUUCAGCCCUCACCACUCACCCCCUUCAAUGCUUCAGCCCUCACCACCCUCACUGCUUCAGCCCCCACCACUCUCCCCCCUCACUUCAUUCAGCCCCCACCACUCACCCCCUUCAAUGCUUCAGCCCUCACCACCCUCACUGCUUCAGCCCCCACCACUCUCCCCCCUCACCGCUUCAGCCCCCACCACUCUCCCCCCUCACUGCUUCAGCCCUCACCACCCUCACAGCUUCAGCCCGCCAAUCUCCAACCCCCCCACCAACACCACCCCCACCAUGCUCCAGCCUCCCACCCACCAACACUGUCCUUCUUUCCCACUUCCACAACAACUCCUCUGGGCUCCUGAGUCCCGUCAGAAAGGCUUUCCUUCAAAGAGACCCACAGGUGCCAACCAAUGGGAGCCUGAGAACGGGGGCGCCACAUGACAAAAGGGCAGCCAAUCCAAUAACCCCACAGAUGUGCACUUCCUGGAGGGAAAUCUGA